AUGGGGGAGUACGGAUGUAAUGUUUGCAACGAGGAGUAUUCUGCAUUGGACGAAAAGCGUACGCCCAGGGUGCUCACAGGAUGUGGACAUACGAUAUGCCAGGGAUGUGCUUUGUCAAUCUUUAAACCAGGUGUAUCGCAUAUUACCUGCCCCUUCGACAGGGUAACUACCCCUCUUGCUAGCGGAGAUGUUCGGAGUCUCAAAAAAAAUUUUGCUUUGUUGGAACUCAUCGAGCGAAUUCAACAAGCCAGUUCAGGACAGGUAACUUCUAGAAACAAUUUUUUUUNUUUUUUUUGUUUAUUUGGUUUUUGUUGA
This is a messenger RNA of Haemonchus placei, 315 nucleotides long. The record is from the annotation of a GenBank genome assembly. Lineage: Eukaryota; Metazoa; Nematoda; Chromadorea; Rhabditida; Trichostrongylidae.